UCGGUGGGAUUCUGUUGUAUUGUUGUCUCAGCACUCGUGCAGUGGGAUUUAAACUCCGAAAACAUAUUUUUUAAAUCGUUCGAGACUCCGCUUCGUUUUUAUUGAUUUAACUAGGCUGCUGGGCGACGGGACACCAAGAUGCCACCUAAAAAACGCCACUCUGGGACGAGCCAGAGCAAAGAGCCGAAGCCCGGUGCUGAAAGUGUGUCUGCAGACAAGAAGGACAGUCCAGAGUUAUCUGUGAAAAAACACAGAGAUAAGGAUGCGGCGUUCGUGGCUCUCUGCAAGAGCCUUCGUGUGACGGAUCCGGUGUGUGAUCGAGCCUGGACGCUGUGGAAAGCUGUGCAGGAGUCUAUGGAUGAUGUGACUGACAGUCAGAAAAGGCUGUGGGGCGCCUGUCUGUUUGUGUCUGUGAUCGACAUGGACGUUUCCUGCUUCACCCUGACUCAAGUCCUGAAAGCCGUCAGUCUGGAUGUGACACAGUUCAUGAGCGUGGUGAGGAAGUUGGACGUGAACCUAGAUACUAUUAGCACCAAGGUGACCUCAGCUCUGACGCGACUUGAGAAGAAGUAUGAGGUGAUGCUCGCUCUGUACCAGAGGUUUGAAAAGAUGUGCAAGAACAUCUUUGUUUUGACUUCUGAUGGCAAGGAAAGGGAAACUUUGCGGACAUGCUGGACGAUGUUCCUCUUGGCUAAAGGAAGGGCCCUGCAGAUGGAGGAUGACCUGGUCAUAUCGUUCCAGUUGUUGCUUUGCACGCUGGAGUUGUUCAUCAAGCGCUGCUCUCCAGAACUUUUGCAGCCUCUUUACAAAUCGGCCAUCAGCAAAGUUCAGAGUCCCCCCACACGGAUAUCUCGUCGUAACCAGAGCAAAGCCAAACCCCGAGCUCCGGACCCCGAGGUGGACGUGCAGCUCCUCGAAACCCUCUGCAAAGAGAACGAAUGCAACGCUGAGGAGGUGAAGAACGUUUAUCACACCAGCUUCACGGCGUUUCUCGACUCCAUGGAUCUCUCAAGAUCCUGGGAUUUUCCUCAGGUGAACGUCGCAGACCAGCAGUACGAAGAGCACUACCUCAAGAGCAGAGACAUCGACGGACGGCUGUUUUUCGAUGGAGACGAAACCGUCUUUGCUCCAAAAGUCCAGAUAUCCCAGGUGGAGAGAACGCCGAAGAAGAACCCGUCGGACGAAGAGGGUUCGCUCGUCCCUCCUCAGACGCCCAUCAGAGCUGCCAUGACCUCCAUCCAGAUGCUGAGAGGCGACCUCACGUCUACCGGCGACCAGCCGUCCACCACCCUGGCAACAUAUUUCAAACAAUGCACCGUGGACCCGACGCAGGACGUGCGGAAGCGCUUGGAGGCGCACGGUCAGGCUUUCAGCCAAAGAUUCGGUCAGGCGGUCGGCCCGCACUGUGUGGUGUACGGCCGGGAGAGAUUUUCCCUCGGUGUCAGAAAGUAUUACCAAGUAAUGGAGGCCAUGCUUAAAUCGGAGGAGAAGCGACUGUCGGUGCAAAAUUUCAGUAAACUCCUCAAUGACUCCACAUUCCACACGUCGCUGUUGGCCUGCGCUCUGGAGGUGGUCAUGGCGGCAUAUGGAGUGAGCAGUUUCAAAAACGGAGGCUACAACCCCGGAGGGGGCGAAGCAGCCGACAGGGACGUGUGUUUCCCCUGGAUCCUCGACGUGUUCGACCUCGCCGCUUUCGACUUCUACAAGGUCAUCGAGAGCUUCAUCAAGGCCGACCCCACUCUGAGCAAAAACAUCAUCAAGCACCUGGAGACCUGCGAGAACCUCAUCAUGGAGAGGAUCGCGUGGAGGACGGGCUCGCCGCUGUUCGAGCUGCUGAAGCAGGAGCACGAGGGCGGGGCGGCGGAGCAGGUGGAGACCCCGGCCAGUUUCAGCCAGCCGCUGCAGCACAACCACACGGCGGCCGACCUAUAUCUGUCCCCCAUGCACCCGGGCGUCCGCGCGUCGCCUCCGGAGUCUCCGGCCACGCCGGCCACGCCGGCCACGCCCAGCUCCCAGGCUUCCUUCCAGGCUUCCUCCCAGGCUUCCUCCCAGGCUUCCUCUCAGGCUGCCAGCCUCACUCCACGACUCCCCAAGUCCAACUCCCUCAGCCUCUUCUAUAAAAAACUGUACCGCCUGGCCUACACCCGGCUGAAGACCCUCUGCUCCUACCUGCUGUCCCCCCAUCCUGAACUGGAGCCCAUAAUCUGGACCCUGUUCCAGCACACCCUGCAGCACGAGUACGAGCUGAUGAGAGACCGUCACCUCGACCAGCUGAUGAUGUCGGCCAUGUACGCCAUCUGCAAAGUGAAGAGUGUUGACCUGCGCUUCAAGACCAUCGUCACGUCUUAUAAGAACAUGUCCAACACCAGCCAGGAGACCUUCAAGCAUGUGUUGAUCACCGACGGCCACUAUGACUCCAUCAUUGUUUUCUACAACCAAGUGUUCAUGCAGAAGCUGAAAACCAACAUCCUGCAAUAUGCGUCCACCAGACCGCCGACACUCUCUCCGAUUCCACAAAUACCGCGCAGCCCCUACAAGUUCCCCAACUCCCCUCUGCGCGUGCCGGGGAGCAACAACGUGUACAUCUCCCCGAUGAAAAGCCCCCGCAUGUCUCCGGGCAUCAUGACCCCGCGCUCCAGAAUGCUGGUGUCGAUCGGCGAAUCCUUCGGGCAGUCCAACCGCUUUGAGAGGAUCAACCAGAUGGUCAACAGCAGCGAGCGCUCCUUCAAGAGGACCCUGGAUCUCGGCUCCACUCCAAAACCCCUCAAGAGGUUACGCUUUGAUGUGGACGGGCAAGACGAAGCCGACGGCAGUAAAUCUGGAGGAGACUCCACACUCAUUCAGAAGCUUGCAGAGAUGAGCUCCACCCGGAGUCGCAUGCAGGAGCAGAAGAUGAAGGAGGACGCCGAAUCAAAGAAGGAUGAACUCUAAAACCUGCUGAACUGACCUGCACUGUUUGCUUUUGUUUUCUUAAAGGUCACACACAAAGUGAAGCCGAGCUUUUCUGUACAUUUAGCCUGAUUUUAGUUUGUAUUUAACUUUGAGGAUUUAUAUGUGAAUAGAGAGGACAUCCUCCUCUUUUUUUUGUUUUUUUGAGACUUUAUCUGGGUGUUUUUACUAAAUGAUUGACAUUUCAUUUGGAUUUAAUUAGGGAGAAGAUGUUUGCUUUUAAGAAUGUUCAUUUAAAUCGCAUAAGAAAUAAUAGUUUGUUUAUUUUUGCAGAAAGAACUGCAAACACACAGCUGGUCCUUGCGUUCUAUAACUGACAGAAGUUUUGCUGCCAUCAGGAAUUUUUUUUUAAACUGUCGCUACAGAUUUUUGACAUUUCAAAUGUCUCCAUCAUGAUGCAACAUUUUAAAUGUUAAAUCAUGAUUACACCCUGCGAACGGGAGUAAAUGUCAUUUGCGGAGAUGGGCUCUCCAUGAGGAACAGUAACGCUUUUUUAUGCUUUUUUUUUUUUUAAGCAACAUCUUCUGAAAGUUUCGUUCAUGCGAGAAAAACUUGAACUGUUGAACGUUGCUCAGAGGAAAGUCGUGUGCAUGAUUUCUACACAUCCAAAGUAUGUGCAGUUUACAGGAAGUGCUGAGCUUGAAUCAUGAGUCAAUAAGGUCAGUUUUGGUGUGAUCCUAAAUUAGUGCAAAGCUUCUUCUCAUGUCGCAAAACUUAAUUAAUAUUUUGAUACACUCGCUCACGUUAUCGGGGGAUUUUUGGAAGCAGGAACAAUGUUUUGAAGAAAAAAAAUAAGUAAAUGAACAGGAAAUUUCUACUUUAACUUCACUUCAGUGUAAAAUAUCACUUAAAGAGUUUUGAAAGUAAUGCACAUAUUUCCUAAGAACAUUUUUUUUUUGUACUUUAUUGUGUAAAGUUUACCACACGUAGGUUUUUCGACGGUCAUGACUCCAGUGGCGGGUUUCUUUUGGUGCGCAGUAGCCAAAGCGAGCGUUCAGUUAUCGCCCACCGAUCAAAGGUAAAGAAGAGGUUCAGUGUGUUUUCUGGCUUUGUUACAGGUUUGUUUUUAUCUCACCGCCCAGUGUGUGGCGUCACAGAGCUGUCAUUACUGUAGAUCUGCUGGUUUGAUAGACUUGGAUUUUCACCCGGAGAAAAAUAGUUUGUGGUUGUUUUAGGCCGUUUAUAUUGUUCCCUCUAACUGAUGAAGAGGCUGUCUUACUUUAAAAAGAAAAUCACUCAUUGACUGAAAUAAAUGACA
Salarias fasciatus (jewelled blenny) is the source of this 4207-nucleotide messenger RNA. It is a transcript of the gene rb1, whose product is annotated as retinoblastoma 1. The transcript is spliced from 27 exons. The record is from RefSeq and is a predicted model, not a curated record. Lineage: Eukaryota; Metazoa; Chordata; Actinopteri; Blenniiformes; Blenniidae. Gene Ontology annotation, biological process: regulation of transcription by RNA polymerase II; negative regulation of G1/S transition of mitotic cell cycle; neuron projection development. Gene Ontology annotation, molecular function: RNA polymerase II transcription regulatory region sequence-specific DNA binding. Bases 139 to 2931 code for a protein of 930 amino acids. Gene Ontology annotation, cellular component: nucleus; chromatin; Rb-E2F complex.